This is a messenger RNA of Paramecium sonneborni, 1038 nucleotides long. Lineage: Eukaryota; Ciliophora; Oligohymenophorea; Peniculida; Parameciidae. The record is from the annotation of a GenBank genome assembly.
AUGAUUAAUUACGAAGUUUUAAUUGCUUUUAGUUAUUUAAUUCCUCCUUCUAUUAGUGUCCCAUAUAUUCUAGCAAUGGAUGCUCGCUUUUAUGAUCUACAUUCCAAUAUUUAAGCUGAACCACUUCCUUAAAAUUAUUCUAUCAUUUUAAGAAUUUCACUAUCGACUUUAAAUAUUAGUAAUAAUCCUUAUAUACUAAGAGUUACUGAAUUCAUUGAGUUUUUAUUAGUCAUUUUCUAUUCCAAUUUAAUAAGAGAUUAUAUAUCUGAAGUAUUAUUUGUAAACAUAUCAGCCAUGAUCAUGCAAAUUCUUUUGAUUGUAACAUUAUAAAAAUGAAUUAAUGUUAUGAAUACAAAAAAAAGUGUACCUUUAUUCUUCACAUAAAAUCUACUGGAUUUUUAAUUGGCUUUACUUAUUUGUCACAUUAGCUAUAUUAAUUGAUUAUGUAAGCUCCUUACACCUUAAACUAAAAAGGAAAUAUUUAUGAGUACAUUUUAUCAUUCUUCAGGAUCAUUGAUUGUACUCUACUUUUAUUUUUCACAUCUUUAUUAGAAAACAAGAUCUAAAUAAAUUUUAAGACGUAGGAUUUUGAAGAAAUGAAUUUCCUGACAUUGAUUUAUAAGAUUCUCAAAAAAAACCUAGAAUUUCUACCUUAAUCGUACCUCCUUACAAAUAUCAUUAGCAAACUCUACCUCAUUAUUUUUGUGAAUUAAUGGAAAGAAAAGAUGGAAUAUUGUAGAUGAUGAGGUUGAAAUUAAAUUAGAAAUGUAAAAAUAAUUCUUUAUUUUUUAUAGUUAAAUUUUAGCUUUAGAUAAGUAAUUUAAUUUAAAAAAAACUGUCUCUCAAAUUUUUUAAUGGCAUCAAUCUUAUAUCAUUGAAAAUGCUGAUUACUUUGAUUAAAAUCCAAAUGAAUUGCUAUCUCUUAAUUUUUUUUAAAGUAAAUACAAGAUUGUUAAGAUUUACAAUUAAUUAAAAAUAUUCAAAGAUAACUUAAUUCCAUUAUUAGUAAAUAAAAUUUAAUUACUUUUUCAUUUAUGA